Messenger RNA from Aphanomyces invadans, 796 nucleotides. RefSeq lists its product as hypothetical. The record is from RefSeq and is a predicted model, not a curated record. Gene Ontology annotation, molecular function: P-type sodium:potassium-exchanging transporter activity. The transcript is spliced from 4 exons. NCBI's taxonomy places the organism in Eukaryota, Oomycota, Saprolegniomycetes, Saprolegniales, Verrucalvaceae. The coding region runs from base 54 to 695 and encodes 213 amino acids. Gene Ontology annotation, biological process: sodium ion export across plasma membrane; intracellular sodium ion homeostasis; proton transmembrane transport.
UUUGCACCUCGUCGCCGACGACGCUGGCUAUCCGAUUUGAAGAAGGGGACAACAUGGAAGCACUCGUGGGCCAGGUUCAUCUUCCUGCGGAGAUCCAAAGCAUGACUGAGAGAGACUUUCUCGCCAAAACCAACGUCGAACUCGCGUUUGGACUUACACGUGACGAAGCUAUUGCACGGCGAUUGCUGCAUGGAGUGAAUAGAGUCACACCGCCUGUCAACUGCCCGUCCUGGGUGUGCUGUCUGCUCCCAUGCAUCAUGCGCACAGAAGGCAUGCGACUAUACACAAACCACUCUCCGAAGGAAGUCAACGUUAUGCGGAGUGGAAAGAAACUUUGCAUGGAUGCUGCAAGUUUGGUCUUUGGCGACGUCGUCAUUUUCAAAGCUGGCGACACCGUGGCCGCGGACUGCCGCCUCCUGGAAUGCUCGGAAGACUUUACGGUGGAUUUAAGCUCGCUAGCGAACGAAAAGAUUCCCCGGGUGUGUUCGGUGCAGUGCACGGACAAGGAGAAUGGCGUCCUGAGCCGGAACAUGGUGUUCAUGGCGACGUCGGUUGUCAAAGGGGAUGCCAUUGGGGUCGUUGUUGCGACUGGAGACAACACGGUAUGGGGCCAGCUGAUCUCCAACCACAAAUGGCCGCUCGCGACAGACAACCAGAGCGCUGAGAGCGAGCGAUUCAUCGGCAACAAAGCUUAGUCCGUUGGCACUGCUUCAACAUAAAACAAUCAAACGACACGUUUACUCGUUCGUUCGUAUUCAAUUCGCGGCUGUUCAGUUGAACGAAAGAUAGGAUUCCA